Molecule: messenger RNA, 1213 nt
Organism: Drosophila kikkawai
Lineage: Eukaryota; Metazoa; Arthropoda; Insecta; Diptera; Drosophilidae
Product: hydroxysteroid dehydrogenase-like protein 1
Cellular component (GO): endoplasmic reticulum
Molecular function (GO): oxidoreductase activity
Source: RefSeq, a predicted model, not a curated record
CUGUAAUCAAUAUUCGGCUAGACAGGCCGCAGCUAAAAGUUUCUUAUAUAUGAAAUAUUGAUUUUGUGCCGAAUUAAAUAAACCCAGUUCUGGAAGUGAGCAUCUACACGCUGCUCAGGAUGGCGUUCAUUUGGCAGCUGGUCUCCGCGGUCAUCUACAUUGUGGGAUCCCUGACGAUCGCCGCCUUUCUGUAUGACAACUUCAAGUCCUUGAUCAGCAUUAUCAAGGCGGUGCUGGAGCCAUAUUUCCAGCCCCAUUUGCCAAAGACUCUUGUGGAUAAGUUUGGCCAAUGGGCAGUGGUGACGGGUGCCACCGAUGGCAUUGGAAAGGAAUAUGCCAGGGAGCUGGCCCGCCAAGGUCUCAAUCUGGUGCUCAUCUCAAGGACGAAGGAAAAGCUCAUCGCCACCACCAACGAGAUUGAAAGCCAGUACAAAGUGAAGACAAAGUGGAUUGCUGUGGAUUUUACCAAGGGACUUGAAAUCUACGAUCAGAUUGAGAAGGAAUUGGCUGGCAUUGAAGUUGGCAUAUUGGUGAACAAUGUGGGCAUGAUGUACGAGCACCCAGACAGCCUGGACCUGGUGCCGGAGAAGCUGCUGUGGAAUCUGCUGACCGUCAACAUGGGAUCCGUGACCAUGCUCACCCGCAAGAUCCUGCCACAGAUGAUAGGGCGCCGCAAGGGAGCCAUUGUCAACCUGGGAUCUGCCUCGGAGCUGCAGCCGCUGCCCAACAUGACCGUCUACGCGGCCAGCAAGAAGUUUGUGACCUAUUUUACCAAGGCCCUGGAGCUGGAACUGGAGGAGCAUAACAUCCAUGUGCAGCUGGUGAUGCCCAACUUCGUGGUUACCAAGAUGAACGCCUACGCCGAUCGGGUGAUGCAAGGCGGUCUUUUGUUCCCCAACGCCUAUACCUUUGCGCGUUCUGCUGUUUUUACACUGGGAAAAACGAGCGAGACGAACGGCUUUUGGACACAUGGCUUGCAGUACUUCUUCAUGAAGAUGGCUCCCCUACGUAUCCGCACCUACGUGGGUCACCAGCUCUUCAAGCGCCUGAGGGUCGAGGCUCUAGAGCAAAAGCAGCAGAAACUGGGACUGCUGUAGCGCCUUAAGCUAGGGUCACGGGUCAUGUAAAUAUUUGGUUCUUAGUCUUAAGGCCUAAACUAUUAAAUAGUUAUUUUGUACAAAGCCAAGAAAAAAUCAAAAUAAAAUAAUAUAAA